AUGUGCUUGCAUGAUUGGAGGAGACCGAAAGUACUUGCAAUCACACUUGAUAAUGCAAGUUCUAAUAACGGAACAGUUUCUUAUUUGAAGAAAAAAACCAAGUAUAGGAAGGACACUGUUUUGGAACAUGAAUUAUUGCAUGUUCGGUGUUGUGCCAACAUCCUAAACUUAAUUGUCCGUGAAGGGUUGAGGGAAUUUGAUGAGUCUAUUGUGAAUGUGAGAUGUGUUGUGAAAUAUGUUAAGUCAUCACCUCAAAGGUGGAAUACAUUUAUGAAAUGUAUUUGGUUGGAAGAAAUUGCAAGCAAAAGUGACAUUUAUUUAGAUGUACCGACUAGGUGGAACUCCACCUAUCUUAUGUUGGAAUGGGCUUUAAAAUUUCGAAAAACUUUUGAACGGUUGGAAGAAGAAGAUUCGGGGUUCCUUAGAGGUGUUGGAGACUAUGAUGACGAUGAUGAUCAAAUUGGUGAUGUGGUGAAUAGGAGAACAUCAAAGAAGUUAGGGCCUCCCAAUAAUAACGAUUGGAAGAAGUAUAAGAUGCGAUAUUUUGACUUUGCAUUGGAAUGCAUGUAUGCCAAUGAUCCCACAAAAGCUGUUGAUUUGAGUUGGAAGGUUAAAAAUGCUUUAAUCCGCAUGUAUGAGGCAUAUGCUGAUAAUGAGAGAGGCAACAAUUCUGAUCUACAACAGCAGCGCACAAGUCCCCCACGUGAAGAAGUAAAUUCUACAGAUGGUAGUGGUAGUGGUAGAGUUGAUAGGACGGCAGAAAGAAUGACUAUAUUCAAGCAACGGUUACAGUCAGAAAACACUUUGGAGAGCAAGAAUGAGGUUGAUAGAUACCUAGCUGAAAGUUGUGAUGAGGCAUUCCUAAGUUUUGACAUUCUUAUUUGGUGGAGGGUUAAUUCAGUUAGAUAUCGUGUACUUUCAAAAGUUGCACGAGAUGUAUUCACAAUACCGAUAUCUACAAUAGCCUCUGAAUCUACAUUUAACAUGGCGGGUCGUGUCCUUGAUCCUUUUCGAAAUAGUUUAUCUCCAAUGAUGGUUGAGGCUCUAAUUUGUACAUAG
Molecule: messenger RNA, 1059 nt
Organism: Juglans microcarpa x Juglans regia
Lineage: Eukaryota; Viridiplantae; Streptophyta; Magnoliopsida; Fagales; Juglandaceae
Product: zinc finger BED domain-containing protein RICESLEEPER 2-like
Exons: 2
Coding region: 1-1059 (352 amino acids)
Molecular function (GO): protein dimerization activity
Source: RefSeq, a predicted model, not a curated record